This is a messenger RNA of Cinara cedri, 12153 nucleotides long. The record is from the annotation of a GenBank genome assembly. NCBI's taxonomy places the organism in Eukaryota, Metazoa, Arthropoda, Insecta, Hemiptera, Aphididae.
CGUGUUUUCUGCGUGUAUUGCCGUUCGGCUCGAGCGCGUGCGUGCGUGUGUGUGUGAGUGAGCGUGUGUGUGUGUGUGUGUGUAUGUGUACGGUGUGCACACGCGAACGCGCACAACAGGUCGUCUUCUCGUCGCCGCGUUUUGUGAGUGAAAAAGUGAACCGCAUCAGCGGCACCAGUGUGGCCUACACUACUCAGCAGUAUAGUAGCACUAGUAGUAGUACAUCAGUUUAUUUAGUACUGGCGGCGGUAUUGUUGUAUUUAGUUUGUAAGUCUGUCGGUUUUCGGAUCGGCCAUAAUAACACGAGAUCACCAUGGAUCACCAGCAGCAGCAGCAACAACAGUUCUGCUUGCGGUGGAACAACCAUCAGAACACGUUGAUUUCGGUGUUCGACAGCCUCCUGGAGAGCGGUUCUCUGGUGGAUUGCGCCCUGGCCGCCGAGGGACAAUGCAUGAACGCGCACAAAGUCGUGUUGUCCGCCUGCAGCCCUUAUUUCGCGGUAAGGCACCACAAUAUUUUAUUAAAAUUAAAGAUAACAUUUUCUCCUUGUAUACCGCCAGUAUAAUAUUCACCGCGUGCCGAUGUGUACGAGUCCCGUCACCACGAGUGUAAGUUUUCCGGCGACCACGUUAUCUUGUUUUGCGAAGUUCCAUAUGUUCGUUUGCCGCCGUAAAUAUUCGUUUAUUUAGCCACUCGAGACACCUGUUGAAUAUAACAAAAACGUACAGCGCAUGUCCCGAUAUGUUUUCCCUCUUGAAUUCCAAACUCCUUUGUUAUCGUGUGUGAUUUUUGUGUGCGAACUUUUCGUAUUUUUAAAUUAAUAUAGUAGGAUGAUUUUCGACAACGUGCUUUGGUUGAUGCUCUUUAGUGUUAAGUAUAGGUAUGUAAUAAUCGUUGAAUUCGUGACAAAGGCUUCACUAUAAUCUUAUGAUAGGUACUAGAUUCACAUGAUUACCAAAUAUUAUCAAUCUUGUAACUUUGAUGUUUUCAAUCACACUAACCUAAAUAUUUAUCAAUGGUGUGAUGAACACUAUGAAAAAUAGUAUAUUUACGUUUUAUCACCGGAUGAAGAUGAAGAGCGAUUCAUAUUUUUCUUAUCGUCUAAUUUAGUGAUCUUGUUUGGUUCUCAGUUAACGCUGUUUUUCAUUCAAUCAUUCUGAUAACCUAUUGACUGUUUGAUAUUGAUUUGUAUUUACUACUAUGUUGGGUAUAAAUUUGUGCAUAAAUAUUAAAUGUAUACUUGGGUCACUUAUGUUUAUCUGUUUAACUGUCUUUAUUAUUUAAAUCAAAGAUACUUACUAUGGGCUAUAAACAUUAUUACCUUAAUUAUUUAAUUAGAUUACAUAUAAAAUUGAUUCUAUGUAUAUUUAUAUGUAUGCAUAUAACAUAGAGUCUGAUAUUUCAAUAGUUUUUUCAUGUGAGUUUGUGAGAAAAUAUAUAAAAGCAUGGUAUACUCAUCAUAUAUCAUUGAAUAGUUAUUAAUUAAUAUUAAAAGUGAAAUAUUUUCAAUUGAAUAUUGUCUUCAAAAGGUUAUCUAGGUUAAAAUUAAAUGUAGCACAUUAUUUUACUAUAAUAUGGUACUUACUACAAUUUCUUUAACUGUAUACUUAUUUAGUUUAGUUUUAAUUUGAGUGUCUAUAAAUUAGGUCACCCUGUAAUAUAUCUAGUUAAAAUUAUUAUUAUUAUUAUUAAAUUAAAUGUUAUUAUAAUAUGAUGUAAGGUUCUCAUCUGAAUUAUACAUUGGGGAAUAAAAUUAUUUAUGUAUAUUUUUGAUUUAAAAUGUACUAGGUAGUAUGGGUAUAAAAUAAAUAUUAAAAUGUUUUUGUAUUGUUUGAAUAACAUAUGGAUAUAUAUUUUUUUUUUCAUGUUUGAAUAUAUUUUAGAAAUCUAUUGAUUUAUUUAUGCGAUGGUACUUGAUAUAGAAAGCCCAAAUCUUCUGAAUUAAGAUAUAGAUAGUUAUAUAAUAAAGUCUGGUUAAGGCACAUGUCAAACUUGUUUUCAAAAUAUCACUAGGUAGGUAGGUUAUGUUGAUCAUGUUAAGUUAAUUUUUGUAAUACAUAUCUACCCAUCAAAAUCAGUUUCAUUUAAUGGGUAAGUAUUAAGUUAAUUUAUAUUUGAUGAGGAUAUUGCAUAAAUUUCUCGAUAAAUUUGGUUUUAAUUUGUAAUGAACGGAUGAAAUAUUGUUUAAUAAAAAUCAAAUCUGUUGUUCCCAAUGAAAUCUUCGAGAUAAUCUCUAUUUUAUCUUUAAUAUUUAUUGGUUAAGCAUAUUAUAUUAUGUAGUGAAUAUGAUUGAAGUAUAUAAAUCUUGUAAUUUUAAAUAUAUUUUACCCCUCCCACUGUAUUUUUUUUUUAGUUAAAUUUUGUCAUAUAAAUAAUAUUAUUAGGUAGAUACCUUUAUAAUUAUUAUUUAUUACAUUAAUUACGGUACCUUAUUAUGGGAGUAAUUAUUCAUAUCAUACCUCAUACUUAAUAAUUAUUUGUGUGAAAAUAAUAAUUUGUAGCAGCUAGGUAUCAAUUUAAAGUGUGUACCUAUAAAUCUUUUUUUAAUAAGAAUUAAACAUUUUUUCAGUUAAUAUUGGUCAAUACCUACUUGUUGUUUAAAACAAAUAAUUGGUUAUAAUUGUGGCGUGAAUUUGAAUAUUCAAAGAAACAAAAAAAAUGCAUUAAAAAUAAUCCAAUUUUAUGUACUCAAAUAUGAAAAAAAAAAGGUUUAAAAUGCUCUAAAAAUUAUUUUAAACUGAAAACAAAUUUUUAUUAAACAUAACAGUGGAAUUAGUGCAAAUGACAACAUUUCAACUAAAUAAAUAGUUAGUGUUUUUUAUUACAGCUGACAUUGUAUUUUAUCUGGUACAAUAUGGUAAAUAUAUAAUAUCAAAAUACAUUUUGACCAAUUUUCUAAUAAUACUACAAAGUUUGUAAAAAGAAGAAAAACUUGAAAAUGCACUUAAAAUGUCAAAAUAUACUCUAAAAAUGUUUAUAUUUGAACUAUUUGAUAUAUUUGAAACAAAUUUUGUGCUUGCCAAGAAAUGCUUUAAGAAAUUCAGAAAAAAAUGCAACUUGCAUUAUAAUCUUCACCUUAGUUAUAAUAAUCUAAAUCUUAUAUUAUUUUUUUGAACUUCACCCCAAAUUUAAUUUUCACUAGUUUCCACUGUUAAUACAUGGUUUUUGAAAUGUUGGCAAGUUUUUACUGUCACAGAUUAGGCUAAAAUUUAUUCACAAUCAUUAACCAGUAAUUACAUUUAUUUUUAUAAAAAAUUUUAACUUGACAACAUGUAUUGAAACUUUAAAAAAAUAAUUACAAAUAUGUUCUAAUAUAUUCUAGUCCAACAUUUUGACUAAUGAGAUCUGUAUAGAUAAAAUGUGAUAUCAGAUUAGUUGAAUGUUGUUUAAUUGAAAUAAAUUGAAGUAAAACUUGUGUUCUAAGUUUUUAUUUCUAAGGUCAAAUACAUGAAAACCAUGUAGGUACUUGUAAAAUUAUUAUUUACUUGGUACCUAUCUGAGUUAUAUUAACAACUUUGCUUUGAAAUCUAUAAUCAUAGAUACUUAACAUUUUUAAAUAUAAUAGGUAAAACAUUGCUUUAAAAUUUUACGUGAUAUUUUGUAUACAUUUUAAUAGAAAUGUUAUGCCUAGUGAAUUAUUACAUGUAUCAGUUUUUGUUGUUUCUAUGACUGUUAAUCUAUUUGGUUAAAUCACGAAUCAAAUACUAUUUAAAUCAAAGUUAAAAAUUAAUUUUCUUAAAGUAGAAGUAGAUAUGUGGCCUAUAAUAAAAAAUAUAUUAUGAAAACAAUGAAUUAUAUACUCGUAUACUAUUUAAUUAAUGUAUAUUAUUAUAAUAUUAUUUCAACAAUAAUAAAAUCUUGAAUAGAACAGAUAAAGGAAAGCCUUUAUAAGAUAAAAUGUUUAAAUAGGUAAUUUCUGUAUUUGAAUUGUAUAUCUAAUCUUAUGUAUUUAAUUUAUGAAAACUAAAUUUGUAUAACUUAUUGUACAAAUAAUAUUAUCAUAUAUUAAUUUCCUUGUUAUUUUCUAUUCACCCAGAGAAAUAAAACAUUGAAUUUGUAAAGUUACUUUCUUAUAUAACAAAGAGAUAAAUUUACUUCUAUAAUGCAUAUUCAUUCUAAAAUUUGUUGACUGUUGAUUUUUUUUCAAUGUGGGCGUGAAAUUCUGAUUUGUAUAGUCUUUAUUUUAUCCACAUUAAUUGAUAUGCAUACAUAUCUAACUGCGUAUUAUAUUACUGUUAUAUAUUAAAAUAACUUAUACCUAACUACAAAUUAUAAUAUUCUUUAAAGUCUGCUGAAUGUUAUAGUAAAUUACUUGUUAAAAUAUUAAGUAUCCAUAUUACUUAAAUUUAACAUAAGUUAGGUACCUAUAUUAAUAUUUAAAGUUAUUAACUAUAUGAAUUAUAUGAAUCUGAUUUACCAAAGGAAUGAAUAUAAUGUUUGGUUUCAUUAUUUUUUAUUAAAUAAAAUGACGUCAUAGAUUAUUGUUAAAUAAAAUUGUUGAUUUCAAAUAAAAAUUAGAUCAUAUACUUAGGUAUAUGAUUAAAUAAAUAUUCAGUUGGAAUUAAUUUUGAUGAUAUUUAUAUUUAUUUUUUUCUAGUGAACAUUUAAAUGGAAAAUAAAAUAUGUUUAGACUAUUACAUUAUCAAUAAAUAGGCUACAAGCAAAAUCAAAAAUGUUUAAAAAAAAAAUGUUGUUUUAUGAAAAUAAUUUUUUUUUAAAUUGAUACAUUUACUUAAACAUUACAAUACAAUUAUAAAUAUUAGUUUGUUGUGUCAUCACUCAAUAUGUUCACUAAUGAUCAAAAUAUUAUUAUUAAAUUCAACUUACAAUAUUUCUAAGUAUAUUAUUCUCAGGUCAGAUCUGUGCUUGAAUAUUAUUUAGUACCUACUCAUUUAUGGCUGUUGUCUCAAUUCAAAAUAUUUGUAACUUGCUUCAUUUCACAUGCCUUUUUUUCAAAAGUGUGGGGGUAGCUACUUUUAUCCCUACCUCUACAAUUUGUUAUCAUCAUUAUUAUUAUUUUAUUAGUAGAUGGAAGUACCAUAAGCUCUCAUAUCUUCCCUAAGUAUUUCUAGUAUCUGGUUACUUUUUCUUUGGCCUACCUGUUUUCUUACCUUCUACUUAACUCCCCUAUCUUCUCUACCACUUCCCUCCCCUGUAAUUUCUCUUAACAUGUCCAUACGGCUAUAUCAUAUAAAACUUCAUGCUAUAUCAGCUACACUAGAUUUUUUUUUUUUUUAAUAUAUUCAUUCCUAAUUCUAUCCAAUCAUAGUCUCACCACACAUCUAUUUGAAUAUUCUAGUUUCUAGCAUUUGUAUUUUUAUUUCAUAAUUUUUAUUCAAUUUUCAACACUCAGACUUUUACAUUAUCAUUAUUAACAGUUUUAUACGAUUAUUUGUCUUUUACCCUAACUGGAACAUUUUAUCAUAUCUUUACAUCCUUAAUAAUAAUUUAUAUUUAGGUAAUAUAAGUUAUGAAAGUUUCAACUUGAAAAUAAAUUAAAUUAAUGUUUUACUUUGAGGAGAUUUUGUCUUCAUAAAAAAACAUAAAAUUUUAUUCUAGUUUCCACAGAAAAUACACAAACAUUUUCUAUAAUUAUAUUAGAUAAUGGUUAACAUAAAAUUGUUUAUCAUAUUAUUUCUGAUAAUAACUCCUUUAAUUAGUUAAAUACAUAAUAGCUUAAUUAUAACAUUAUAACAGCAUCAAUUUCUUAGAUAAGUUCUGCACUAUUCAUUUCUAUCAUAACAAUAUAGUUGAAAUGUAAAGUGUGAAAAAAGUAUUAAGAAGUAAAAAUAUUGAGUAGGUACUAUAAAAUAAAAAUAUCCACUAAUUAAAUUGUAUUCAAUAUACAUUUUAAAUACCAAUGAAUCAAUAAUUCAUAGUACUCAGAUCAAUAUACAUUACAAUAAUAGUCUAUGGUAUAGGUACCUAAUAAGGUAUAUUUUUCAAUAAUUAUUUUGUUGUCAAAUUAUGUAAAAGUAUCAUUAUUAUUAAAAAAAAAAAAAUUAUUAAUAAACAAGUAUAGUUACAUACAAGUACAUUUGUACUCAAGUGAUCAUUUUGGUUAAGUUUUAAUUUUUUUGCUUAUUGAGAUUCAUGAUAAUUAUUGAUCAGACAUUGUAUAACAAAUUAACAUUUGUCAAAAUGAUUAUUAGAUCAAUUAUUAUACACAAGUGCUAAGGCCAUAGUUGUUAUUAGUUUUGAUACUGUACCUUAAGUUUAUUUUAUAAUAUAAUUUUACUUGAUAUGUCAUCAGACAUCACAAUAAUGAUGUUUAAUAAGAAAAUUGUUACUGGAAAAAUCUCAUUGUUUUUUUAUUAUUAAAUAAAUACUUAUAAAUAAACAUUUUUUACAUUAUAACUACAUUGACAAAUAUUCUUUUUAUGAUUUUAUAAAAAUUAUUUUUGAUUUAAAAAAACUUUUAGGUAUUUGUUAGUAUAAUAUAUUUAGUAUAAACAUUGAUAAUGGCAUUCCAGAAGUUAAGUUUAAGUCUUAACAAUUUUAAAUAUUAAAUUAAAAAGUACCUAAAUAUUGUUUUUAAUCUAUUUAAUUAGAAUUUAAGGUUUUUAUCUCAGUUAAAACUUAUAUUUUCCUCUGUAGAGAAUUUUAAUAUGUUGUAAUUAUGUAGGUAAUGCAUAUUAAUUCAAUUAUUUUGUACAGUUUUAUUUUAGAAUUUUAGUUAAAAUACCUCCCUAAUCAUAUUUUAAUUAAACAAAUGUUUAUAUUUAACAAAUAUACCUAUUCAGUUUGUAAUUAUAAAAUAUUAUAGUUAGUUAAUUGAAUAUACUAAAAUGUGUAUGAUAAAAAGUAGUCUUAUAUCUAAUAAUAAAUAAAUAAAAAUCAAUACUUUAUUUGCUAAACUAUAGAAAAACCAACCAAAUAAUUUAAGUACAUUAGAAACACAAUGUAUAACAAGUUUGUGUACCUAUUUGUUUUAGAAAAUAUGUCAAAUGUUGAUUUUUGUGACAAGUCAUGACUUAAUUUAUAUUAAAAUAUUCCUUGAAUUUAUUUAGUCUAUAGACUGAUUUAAAAUAAAUUGAAGCCGUGAAAAUCUAGUUGGAAACUAUUAUAUAAUAAUGUUUAGCCUCAUCUUAUUAUUGCCUUUCUAUUUUCCAUUCACUGAUUUGGUACAUCCAACUUUGAGUGUACUGUCAAUUAUAAUAGAAGGCACAUUAUAAAAAAGUGGCCUAGAUUUUUAUUUUUUUUUAUAUAAGAAUAUUCUGAGGAAGAUCUUGUAUAUUUUGUUGGUUCAAUUGAAUAAGUAUUUUAAUUAUUUUAUAUUUACUCUAAAUUAUAUUUUAUCUGCCAUGUUGAUUAUAAAAUACCUACUAUCAUUCAACAAAUCCAUUUUAUUUUAACUUUUUCAUAUAAAAAUGUAUUUUUACAAGGAAUUUUUAUAUGUUAAAAAUAGAGAAUAAUAUGUCACACAAUAGGUAAUAAAUGUGUAGGAUAUAAUAUAUUGUUUAGUGUGUAUGUGUGAGGAGAAAUUAGCUCAUACUUUUUUUUCUUGUUCCGGUAGACUAUUGAGUGUGUAUGACAUUAUUCAGACAGCUGUCUGAUACACUUUGUCAACUUGACCUCUUUUAUUAGAUACCACUAGCAAACUGUGAAUUAUUAUUUAAUAAUAGUCUACCUACUGAAUUAAACUUAAGUAAAAAUAAAUGCCAUACAACUUACUUGGGAAUUAUAUCUAUGUAUUUAAUUGUAAUUUUUAAGUAAUUAGUUUAAUAUAAUUUUUUAUCAGAAUACUGAAUGAAAUAAAUAGUUAGUAUAAUUAGUUUUUAGCAUAGUUUUUGUUUAAUAUGCUAUUUUGAGAAACAAAAGGAAGUUUAUUGAAUUAAAAUUAUUUGCUAAGUUUUUCUUUUAUUAACAUUAGAUAGAUAUUUUAUUAAUGUAAAUAUAUAUUUUACUUGUAUGAUAACUUAAGUUAAUCAUUUUUCUUUGAGUAAAAAUAUAAUAUUAACUAGAAAAUCGGUUUAUUUUUGAAAAAAUUAUUUAGUAUAUAAAUUUGGUUAAAUUGUAUGCUAAUUAUUGAGUGGUUUAUUAUCGAGUUUAUUAUUCACAACUAUUUGGAGGUUGAUUGUUGAUUUCAAAUUAAUAUUAGUGUGAGCCAUAUUUGUAUAUUUUUCCCAAAUGCCACAUUAUGUACUUAACAGUACACACUAUCAUGCAUUUUUUUUAUAUUCAGUGUUAUUUGUCUGACAAACAUAAUAAUUUAAUUUUAAUUACAAAUGUAUUUAAUUUAACGAGAGUAUUAUAAUAUUCAAAUAAUAAAAUAUCUUAUGAAAUCAUAAAAUUAAAUUAAUAGUCAAUGGAAGUCUCAAAUAACAGAUUCAUCUAAUGAAAUAAACAAUACAUAUAAAAAGAAAUAUAGGAAUAAUCUUAUAAAUCUGUAGAUAAAAGUAAACAAGUUAGGAGCAUUAUUUCAAAAAUAAAAAAAAUUGAAAUAUCAAAAAGGUAAAUUGCUUCAUUGUUAUUUUUACCAAGUGUUUGCUGUGAUUUAAGAGCCAGUCCAACUAUCGAAGCAACAUGCAAUAAAAGGCAGACCAAGUAAAACUAAUUUUGAUUUUAGAGUAAAAACACCUGUUAUGAAAUUUAUAGAGAACAAUAAUUUGAAGGAAAUCUCAUGUUUUUUUUUUAAAAUUAUGAACCAGUAAUUAAAAAAGUUAGUGGUUUAAAAAACUAAAAAAAAAAUAAAGAAAGAAGAUUUUGUGCUUUUUAUAUCAAGCUGUAUAUUUAGAAUAAUACAAAAAUCCAAUGAGUUCCCCUCCAAAAUAUUCUUCUCUAAAAUCAAAAUUAAGCUAGUUGUACUUAGUCUGCCUUUUUUUGCAUAGUGCUCGGUAGUUGGACCAAGACAGUAGAUGUGGGUGUGGCAUCUUAUACAAUUUUCAAAAAAAAAAAAUAUAUAUAUUUUUGUAUAUGUACACUGUAAAUAUAAAAAAUAUCAAUGGACUUUAUAUAAUUUUUGAUUACACCAAAUUUAAUUAUGCAUAUAUCAAACAUGUUUUCUAUGGUUAAAACAAUUUUUCAUAAUCUUAAAUAAAAAUGUGUAAGGUAUGUUAAUAUUUAUUAGUUUUAUCUUUUUACUUUUAGAUGCUGUUAAAUCAACAUUUUGAUAAAUAUCCGGUGCUCAUACUAAAAGAUGUAACGUACCAGGAACUGCGGUCUAUGAUGGACUAUAUGUAUCGUGGUGAAGUGAAUAUUACCCAAGAACAACUUGGGUCAUUUCUGAAAGCAGCCGAAUCGUUACAGAUUAAAGGACUGACAGAAAGUAGUGGUCGAUCAGAUCGAAGACUAGAUGCUCGUAAAAAUUCUACUAGAAACAUUUCACCUGGCUUACCAAAAAAGUCAAAUACACCCAAAAUGACUGAUGGUGCUUUCGAACCAUCUUAUAAUAUUCCACCCCCACCAUUACCACCAGCACAUUCUGUAUCUACUAUACCAAAUACAAAACGACGUAAAUUAGUACAACCAGUGAAAAAUUUCAAUAGUCUUGUUGUGUCACCAGUUAAUCCGAGUCGUACUAAUGCUAAUAAUUUAGAUGUUAAUAAUACACCAAAUCCUACGGCUCCUAGUUUAGCUGGCGAAGGUAAAGCAACUAUACCAUCUCCUCCAAUAAUUCCUAAACCCGAAGUGGAAUCUGCAAAUAUUCAACCCGAUGAAGAUAAACCUGAUGCGAAUGGUGUAGUAAUUGAUGAAAAAGAAGAUAGUAAUAAGUAUUGGCCUUCUAGUGGUUCAAUAAAUGAAAUAAAACUUGAGAAAACAGAUACUGAAGAAGAAGCCAGCGAGAGUGAUAAUAAUGUCCAAAAUGAUGUUUGUACGACGAGUAGAACUGCAUCUCAUUUAACAUCAUCUCAAAUAAUUAUGAAUAAUUUUCGCCCUGAAGAAGGUAAAUUAGUAUUUUUCAUUAUUAAAUUUAGAAGCACCAGAAUAUUUAAUAUGGAUCUUUUUUAUUAAAUCUUAAAUUUAAUCAAUAAUUUGGUAAUAAGGUAAACACGGACGUUUUUAUUUUAAAGAAGUAAACUAUUAAUAGCAAUGUUCUAAUUUUAAAACUAUUAUCUAUUUGUUUUUUAGGUAUGGAACUUACUGAAUAUGCAGGUAUGAAUAUAUCACCAAACAUGCAAGAUCAAGGUUAUUUAUAACACAAUUGACUUUAGUCUUUUGUUUUUGAUAAUUCAUAUUUACUUACUAACAUUUAUUUUAGGUUCUUUAUGGUGGAAAAACUUUGAACAAAACUCCAAGUAUGUGCGUACAACUCAAGCUAAUCCAUUCAGUUGCCAGCAUUGUGGUAAAAGAUACCGAUGGAAAAGUACACUGAAACGUCAUGAAGUGUUUGAAUGUGGAGGAAAAGAGCCAGUUCAUCGUUGUCCUCAUUGUGAAUAUCGCGCUAAACAAAGUGGUAAUCUUAGAGUACAUAUACGCAAGUAUCACACUGCGUUAGAGUAAGUUCCUAGAUGCGUCACAACAUCCAAUGUCAAAGUUUGAGUAGUUGAGGCUCUCUAACUUUUUCUACUUUUAAUUUUUUUUUUAUUAUAAGUAUUUUUAAACAAUUUUUCAUAUUUGCUCAUUGUUGUGAUUUCAUGGAAACUUCAUCGAUCAGGGUUCAGUAUUAGCUUCCAAUUUGAAAAAUGACCAAUUAUUUUCCUAACUCGUUAGAACAAAUAGUUUUAAGGCUCAAUAUUAAUCCGAGUUGAUUAUUUUUACAAUUUUUAAUUUUUAUUCAUUGUGAAUAAUGUCUUGAAGACAUUUACAUAUAUUUUGACUCAUUAUUGUUCCCUAGACAUUGGAAUUAUACAUGAAUAAUAUUAUCCUCAUAAUAUGACCCAAAUAUUUUUUCAUCACUGUUUGUAAGUAAUAUGUUAUUCACGUGUAUUUUAUGUUCAGGAAUCCUUUUUUUUAUUUUUAUGUAAUUGUAGGACAGUGUGCGUAUUAUUUUAUGUAAUAUUAUUAUUAUGUAGGUAUGCAGUAUUUAAGGAUUGACCGCUACACUUGUUCCUAAAAUAUAUAUAAAAUUAAAUGAUAAAAGUUGUUAAAUGUAAUUUAGAUUUAAGUUUUUUAGUAUUCAUUAUUAUUUUUUAUGUUUUUAGUACUUAAGUGAUCAAUUAAUAUUAUGUAAUUACGAAUUUCAAAGCUCAUCAAUUGUUUAACUCUAUGUGAUAAAAUAUUGUUUUUUUUUUCUUUUUGUAUCAAUGUUUUAUUAUUAUUUUUACGGGUAUACCUCAACUGUGAGCUUCCAAAGUGCCUUAUACAUAUGUGAUUAUGAAAACUUUUAGCUACUGAUUUUUAAUAAUAUUCUUGUUUCUAAAAUUGUAUGUACAACUGGUGUCUUCCAAAUAAUUGUUGUAUUUAUUUUCACAUUUACAUAUUUUUUUUUUUUUUUUUUUUUUUUUUUUUUUUUUUUUUUUUUUUUUUAUAUGUAUGCAUUGUUAUAUAUUAGAUUUGUAUUUUUAUAUAAUUGACAAAACUAUUUGUCAGUAAACUAUCAACCAUUGUAUAUGUCAGAAUAAAAUUAUUGAACAAAUUGCAACUUUAGACGAGCAAAUGAUAAAGCAUUGUACAAUAGAAUAUUAUAAGGGUAGGAAUGUUUUUAUGAAUAUGCUCACAGAAAUACACUUUAGGAUUUGAAUAAUACAUAUCGACUGGUUAACUACUACGGGUCCUCAUUUAAUAUAUCUAUAGUUUUAUCCUGGUAUAUAAAAUAUAAAUAAAAAACAAUAUUAUUUUUCCAUGACAGUAAUUUUAUGUUAUAAAUAUUAUAUAAUAUUUAAAUAUGUACUUCAUCUGACUGAUUUAAAUCGAUCUGACUAUUUACAAUGAUUAUUAUUGUAUUAUUGUGUUAAUAAUGGGCAUUUUCCUUGAUUUAUAUUAUUUACAAACUACCAACGUAAAAAAUUUGUUUUAUUAUUUUGUAUACGUCUAUAUUAUUAUGAUUUUUUUAACGGUAAACAGGUUAGGAAUAUGGUAAGUGCCCUAUUUUUUUUAUACAUUUUAUAUGAUUUACACUUAAGACUAAUUUUGUUAACUAUUAAUUUUUUUGUAUUAUUAAGUAUUUGUGUUGGAUUUAUAAUAUUAUUUGCUUUUUUAUGAAUCUAUUAUCAUUAUUAUUAUUUUUUUUUUAUAAGGUAUCUACUUAUUUGAUUUUGCUAAAAAAUAAAC